AGAAUUUGCACACUCUCUGUUAGGCCUUCACUUGAAACAUGGCUGGGAAUACUAGUGACAAUGCACCUAAUCUCCGCGGAAUUCAUGACUUCCUUAUCACACUGGCCUAUAGGGCAGGGGAGAUUAUCACCAAUGCUCUCCCAGAGAUUAGUGGUACUGACUCAAAAAAGAAUAGUGCGGAUCUUGUCACUCAAUAUGACAAGGCUGUUGAAGAUGUGAUCUCGACUUCUUUAAAAGAGAAAUAUCCUCACUACAAAUUCCACGGAGAAGAAACUUAUGAUCCAGCCCACCCCCUGACUAGUGCGCCUACAUUUGUCGUUGACCCCAUUGAUGGGACGGUUAACUUUGUGCAUGGCUUUCCACAAGCCUGCAUCUCUCUUGGAUUCGCUGUUGACUGCAUACCUGUUGUCGGAGUGGUGUUCAAUCCGUUUACCAAGAGCCUUUAUACUGCCAUUCGCGGUGAAGGCGCAUUCCUAAAUCGUAAUACGAAACUUCCACUCAAAGGAGGCAACCUGGAGCCUCUUCAAGGCUUGGAAAAUGCUCUGAUUGCUGUUGAAUGGGGCUCAGAUCGUGAUGGCAGCAAUUGGGAAACAAAAGUCCGCACCUUCGAAAAACUCGGUCAAACAAAGGAAGCAGGUGGUUCAAUGGUGCAUUCAUUACGCAGCUUAGGAUCAGCUGCUUUGAACCUCUGUGCUGUUGCGACUGGUACUCUUGACCUUUACUGGGAGGGUGGAUGCUGGGCGUGGGACGUUUGUGCCGGAUGGGUGAUCCUUGAAGAAGCUGGUGGCAUUGUCGUCGACGGGAAUCCCGGAAACUGGAAACCACGUCUUGACGGACGGAAGUACCUUGCCGUUAGAGCUUCUCCAGACGGCAGAGGCCAAAAGGAAAUUGUUGAGGAAUUUUGGAGCCAAAUCCAAGGGCGGCUCGAAUAUUGACCUUAAACUGGACUUGAUUACAUACCCAGAAAACGGGUAAAUUUGUCCAGAACUGCAUAUAGUAUUUGCAGGCUCACCCAGCUCUAUUUUUCACAGGAAUACUAAGACUUAGCUCGCACUCUGCACCCCAGAUAGAAAGGGUUGGAGCCAGCUAACCUAACCGCCUGGCAAGUUUUGGGGGUCUCAUAAGCAAACAUUGGAUCUGUACUACAAACUCUUCCUGCUAAUAUCCAUUCUACUGGCACAUAUCUUGGGAUACCUGUCAUAACCAGCCACACUAUGCUGUGCAAUACGCAGUUACAAUAUAGAACCAUACGAGCAAGCUCCGGGUCAGUUUCUAAAUGGUGCUAGCGGACGAUGUCCGCUUCAAGAAAUAGCAUAGCUUUUUUGAUGGGAUGUAAGGGUUUGAGGUGAGUCCUGAAAGGUUUGGUCGGGGCCGGUAACUUCGAAGGUCUAUUACUAUUACCGUCGACUGCCUUGAACUAUACUUACUCAAAAAAACGGCGCAGUCUACACAAGGGUCGUAUCACCAGAUUCAUAUUGCAUGGCCCUGCCAGGAGAGGCGAAUUGCAUGAAAGGACAACCCCACGGUCAGCAGCAAUCACCCGUAUUGCGUCAGUGCCCCGUCGUGGGAGCACCUAGGGAGGGCUCGUCUGCCCCUCAACUUCAUCACCCGAACUUGUAGCUCCGAUAUUAGGCGGUCUUGCUUUUUCUACGGAUUCCUCCAGUAUAUCGUCCAAUUCGGCCAUAGCAGUGUACCCAAAGUGGGUAUCAACGAGAUGCUUCACUACCGGCCACCCGUACGCAUUUGGGAACAUCCUGCGCACGAUUAUAUUGUUAUGCGCAUCUGGUUC
This is a messenger RNA of Monascus purpureus, 1789 nucleotides long. Lineage: Eukaryota; Fungi; Ascomycota; Eurotiomycetes; Eurotiales; Aspergillaceae. The record is from the annotation of a GenBank genome assembly.